CUCUGCUUGUCAGUCACACUUUGAACGGCUGCUGUGGCGCUCAUCCUCAUCAGCACCACCGUCACCAGAAGCACGAGUGACUCGCGCUCCAGCGCCUUCCUCCCGCUGACCGCCGAAUGAGCCAUACGGAGCGAUUCCAUUUGAGGAUGAUUCCCUGCUGAGGAGCAAAGCCGAGGGCCACUCACACACCCGCCUUUGGGACGAAGGGGGGUGGAGGAAGAGGAGCGAGGCGACGAGCCGUUUCACGUUUCCAGCGCUCGUCUCAAGUGAAGGCGAUAGGGUCGGGAGGGGGGGACUUUGCCAUGGUCCGGUCCGGGGACAUCUUUGUAGCCCUGCUCCUUGUGGGUUGUGCGGUGUCACUGGACGUGCAGAUCACACCCACUCAUGGUGAAAUCAGUCUCGGGGAGUCCAAAUUCUUCAUGUGUGAAGUUAUGGGCGGGGCUAAGCACAUAGACUGGUUCGGGCCGAGCGGCGAAAGGAUAGAGCCCAACAGACCGGACAUCACGGUGACCCGAAACGACGAGACGUCAUCCAUCCUCACGUUGUACCGAGCAGUGACGGAGAACGCCGGCACGUACAAGUGCGUCGCCACCAAUGGAGAUCAGCAGGGAGAGUCAACGGUUAACAUCAAAAUUUUCCAGAGAAUUACCUUCACGAAUGCGCCGUCGCCGCAAGAGUUCACGGAAGGAGACACAGCCGUUAUCGUGUGUGAUGUCAUCAGUUCCCCUCCACCCACCAUCCUUUGGAAGUACAAAGGAGCUAGGAUACAAAUGGAAAAAGACGUUCGCUUCAAGGUGCUGAGCAACAACCACCUUCAAAUCCGCGGCAUAAAGAAGACUGACGAGGGCCCGUACACCUGCGAGGGACGCCUGAUGGCCCGCGGCGAGAUUGAUUUACGGGUUAUCAAGGUCGUCGUAAAUGUGCUCCCAACGAUCAGAGUAUGGCAGUCAGAGGUGAACGCCACAGCAGAUGUGGGCCAAUCUGCCAUGUUGACCUGUGCGGUCGAUGGCUACCCUGAACCCAUGGUGACCUGGACAAGGAACCAAAUCACUCUGGAGGCGGCAGAGAAGUACAGUUUCAAUGAGGAUGGUUCGGAGAUGUCCAUCAUGGACGUCAGCAAGCUCGAUGAGGGCGAGUACACCUGCAUCGCCAAAAACAAGGCUGGGGAAACGGAGCAGGAGCUCAGUCUGAGAGUAUUUGUCAAACCGAAGAUCACCUACAUUGUGAACCAAAGCACCUCCGAGAUGGAGGAGCAGGUCAUGCUAACUUGCGAGGCCUCGGGGGAUCCGACGCCCACCAUCAGCUGGAGCUACGGCAACCGCGUCUUCACCGAUGGCGAGCAGGCACACCUAAACAGGAUCUAUCAGGCAUCAUGGACUCGUCCUGAGCAGCACAAGAGUGAGGAUGGGAACGUGGUGGUGCGGAGUGAUGCUCGCGUUUCCUCACUCACACUUAAGUACGUCAAGUACACCGACGCCGGGCAGUACCUGUGUUCGGCGCGCAGUGCCAUUGGGGAAGAUGACCAGGGGGCAUAUCUGGAGGUUCGCUACACUCCGAAAAUCCAAGGCGAAGUGGCGGUGUACACCUGGGAGGGAAACGCCGUCAACAUUAGCUGUGAGGUACAGGCGCACCCCAGCCAGGUCACCAUUGACUGGCUGCGGGACGGGCUGACGCUGCCCAACGCCAACACGAGCAACGUUAAGAUCUUCAGUUCGCCCCUGGCCAGCUACCUCCAAGUGACGCCGGUGUCUGAGAAUGACUUUGGGAGUUACAACUGCACUGCUUCCAAUGAGAUGGGCACAGAAGCCAAAGAGUUUGUCCUCAUUCAAGCAGAGGUGCCCUCAUCUCCAUUCAUCAAUGAGGUGUCACCUUUCUCCACUACCGCGCUGGUUCAGUUCGAGGAGCCUGAAUCCACCGGAGGCGUCCCCGUGCUCAAGUAUAAAGCAACAUGGAGGAUGCAAGACAGAGGCAGCUGGUCGCAUAGAAUCUAUGAGCUCAAAGAUGGCUCCAUCGGCGAGGUGACCAUAACACACCUGAGGCCAGACACCACCUAUGAAGUCAAGAUGUCUGCCAUCAACGGGAAGGGGGAAGGCGAAAGCUGCCCCGUCGAGACCUUCAAGACGGAGCCAGUCCAAGGAAAUCCAAGUCCUCCCAGGCUGGAAGGAGCGCUUCAGCCAAUAGGCAACUCCCUGAAAGUCAGCUGGACCAAGCAAGAUGACGGUGGAUUGCCCAUCCUCCAUUACCUUGUCCGCUUCAAACCAAUUGAGUCUUCACACUGGAAACCCGAAAUCCGCAUGCCCAGCGACAGCGACUACGUGAUCCUGAGCGGGCUGGAGUGGGACACCAUUUAUGACAUCUCCGUGGUGGCCGAGAACCAGAAGGGCAAGUCGGAGCAGGCGAGCAUGUCCAUCAGGACGUCCGUCCAGCCGGCCGUCAUGCCAGAUUUGGACGAAGACGCGGCGUUCCCCAUGGGCAUCAUGCUGUGGGCGGGCAUCCUGGUGGUGGCAUUUGUCCUGCUGCUCCUGGCCGUCGACGUUACGUGCUACUUCGUCAACAAGUGCGGCCUCAUCAUGUGCCUGUGCGGCAAGUCGGCCUCCGGAACGAAAGGCAAAGACCUGGAGGAGGGCAAAGCCGCAUUCAUGAAAGACGAGUCCAAAGAGCCCAUCGUGGAGGUCCGAACGGAGGAUGAGUGCACAGCCAAUCACAAUGCAGCAGGCCCAACAGAACCCAACGAAACCACGCCCCUCACAGAGCCAGAGCUGGCGGCUUUCACUGCUGCCCUGGCACUGGACACGCUCUCCUCCGAUACGGCCACAGCCACCAUUGACCCCGCUCAGGACAGCCCCUCUAGCGAAACCACCACGCUCACGUGUAGCUUGUCCACCCCGGCCAACGACCCCUCGCCCACGCCCAUCCCGGCGCCGGCACCCAGUCCCGAGAUGAGCGCGCCGCCGCCGACUCCCCCUGUGUGCAGGGCAGCCGUCGAGGCCAAGAUCGCGCCGUUAGUCGAGCGGAGGGGAGCCGAGUGGGUGGCGGACGAAGAAGAGAAGACAAAGAGCGACGGUCCACCCGGCACCCCCGAACGGAGUCAGAAACCCGGGACGCCCAUCCCGCCCAAACGGAGGCACUCUCCUAAACUUGCCGCUCUAAAGGCUAAAGCGAGUCCGCCCGUCUCUCCGUUGGCCACGGACCCUCCUCUUACUCCUGACACCAAGAAACCAGCUCCCAGUCCGCCACUCAUACCCAAAGACCCCGAUUCAAACUGCACCUCUGACAAGCUCGCCCAGCCGUCCUACCCUCAUAGCCCCCACCCUAACCCCCCAUCUUCAGCCAUCCAUGGCGCUUCCAAAGUGCCGGAUGCUGAAGAAUUGUCCCCUCUGGUCCGAGAUGUCCCCACCCCUUUGUCUCCCCCGUCUGCGAGCGACCUCCUCGCAUCACCACCGCACAUGUACGACUUACUCGCCCACGACAUGGGUCUCAAUAACGCCACAUUCGACUUGGAGCUGAGUAACGGCACGGAGAGACCCUCGGCCAUCCCCGAUGAUCUCAUUAGCUUAGAGAGCCCGCCCUCUGCCCCUUCUCUGCCCAAUGGAGACGGAGCAGAUCUCCCCCUCUCAGUGGACGCAUCAGAGCCUCUGACCAAGACCGCUCCUCCUGUCAACGAUGAGACCAUUUUUUCGGAAGGGAAGGGCAAACUUCAGGAGGAGCUGUCCAACGCCAUGAAGGAGACGCCCGCCGAACACAACAGUGUCAUACAGACAAAGUCCACGCAAAGCAAAGCAUGAAAAACAAAACAAACAAACAAAAAAUCCAUCUUAAACAUUGUGCGGCUGCGGGAAUUUUCACUUCCAGUGCGCUAAAGUAAACACAUCAACCCCCC
Molecule: messenger RNA, 3880 nt
Organism: Hippocampus comes (tiger tail seahorse)
Lineage: Eukaryota; Metazoa; Chordata; Actinopteri; Syngnathiformes; Syngnathidae
Gene: ncam1b
Product: neural cell adhesion molecule 1b
Exons: 22
Coding region: 303-3785 (1160 amino acids)
Biological process (GO): axon guidance; dendrite self-avoidance; homophilic cell-cell adhesion
Cellular component (GO): plasma membrane; axon
Molecular function (GO): cell-cell adhesion mediator activity
Source: RefSeq, a predicted model, not a curated record